AUUUGUUGCCCGAUAGUGAUUAUCAGCUUCAGCGAUACCCUUCGACUUUUGACCUUAAUAGUAAUUAACCGAAUUCCUUGUGUUUCCAAGGCAUUGCACAUCUCUUUGUGAGAACCAGUUUGCUUCAGUCGAGCAAGCUAAGAUUAAUUUCCAAAUCGAUUUUACCGAGUGAAGCCCCGGCCAUUUUGGUAUUUUUUAUCAGUUUUGUACACACCGGAAUCUGCAUGAUUUUUCCACGGGACGAUAAGGAGUUUCGAGAUCUAUUCGGCAGAUCUUCAGUUCUCUAUUUGGGCGUAAAGCUGGCGACAGUCUUUAACGAAACCUUCGAUUAUUACUGUCUAAACUGUGAGCAAGAAGAAAACAUGGCUGCGGUGCCACAAGCCGCAUUUGCUGCGAAAAAAAUCAGACAAAACGAAGAAAAGCUGAAAACAUUUCCUCGUAAAACUGAUCCAACGAAUUACAGUAGCUUAUACAUGAAUAGUAUUUGGGGUCAAUACAACCGAUAUUCGGUUCAUAAUUUGAAAAAAAUAAUGGAUGAAACGCUGUUUAUUGCGAGUUUCAAAAAUCCACUCGAGAAAACCGCUGUUAUCCCGGUUCCCGAAAAACCUGUAUUUAGUACUGACAUUGGACCGUCCAUCCAUUUUUCUGCUCAAACUAUUUAUAAUUGAAAAAUCAUGAGGCUGUUAUGUUAGAAUAGAAUGGUAGAGUGUCUGUGAAAUAAUCUAUGUAAUAAGUAUACUACUAAUCUGUGCAAUUAUUUUAUAUAUAUAAAUGAUAUUCAAUUGUUAUAUUUUUUAUUUGGAAUAGAAAUAUAUGUAUGAUUCUGUA
Messenger RNA from Leptinotarsa decemlineata (Colorado potato beetle), 828 nucleotides. RefSeq lists its product as uncharacterized. The record is from RefSeq and is a predicted model, not a curated record. Lineage: Eukaryota; Metazoa; Arthropoda; Insecta; Coleoptera; Chrysomelidae.